Molecule: messenger RNA, 2847 nt
Organism: Lingula anatina
Lineage: Eukaryota; Metazoa; Brachiopoda; Lingulata; Lingulida; Lingulidae
Product: BTB/POZ domain-containing protein 17
Molecular function (GO): protein binding
Source: RefSeq, a predicted model, not a curated record
AUGGGUACUAGUCUCUUGAGAAAUUUUGCUUGUCUUGGUCAAGUUAAGUCACGUGAUUGGUGAAGACAAAGCCUCGAUCUCAAAAUGGGUCACAUUUCUUACUCCACCUGCCAGCUGAGAUAAUGAAAAGGUAGCAGGUACGUUUAAUUACUUGCGUUGCAGGCAUGGCGGGAAGCAACAGUUUGUACGAAAUACUUGGCUUGAGCAUGGCGGUAAAUCGCCAGAACAACGCCUUCAGUGGGAGCGUCAAUAACAACAAUAACCACAAAAACCUCGAGCUUGCAACUAACACAACACCUGAGAAUGAGGUGGACAAUAGCAGUAACAUAUUGACCAGUGUGUCAAGUCUAUUCAACAACCCUCGAUUCAGCGAUAUCACAUUGGUGGUUGGCAGUGAGAGGUUCCAUGCACAUAAGUUGUUAUUGGCUACUGCAAGCGAUGUUUUUGAAACAAUGCUGACCUCUGAUCGUUGGCAGGAUGGAAAUGCAGGGGAAAUUACUUUCCAUGAAAGUGAGGAAUGUUUGCCUGUGUUCAGCAUAGUGAUGAGGUACAUUUACACUGGGAAGAUCAGUCUGACAAUGGAAAAUGUGAUUCCAGUUCUGGUUCUAGCUGACAAAUACAAUUUGCUCCCCUUAAAGGAGUCCUGCGCUGAGUACAUGGCAUCUCACCUGGCAGAGAGCUGCAGCGCUUGUACUAUAGUCAGUUGGUAUCAGUAUGCAAAGACCUGUGAUUUGAAAGAGUUUGAGAAGAUAUGCUGCAAGUUUAUAGUAUUGAACAUUGGAAUUGUCAUCUUAUCAGAGGACUGGGUGAGGCUGGACAAGAGCAACUUGAUGGACUUUUUGAGACGUUCAGACAUGGUGAUAGAAAGUGAGUUUGCCUUGUUCAAUGCAGUUGUAAGCUGGAUGAUCAGUGCUGAACACGUAGAGGACAUUGAAGAAAACCUUGAAGACAUUGUCCCCCUUAUCCGCUUUCCCUGGAUGAAACCCCAAGAGUUAUCAGAUUUGGAACACCUGGAUUUUGUCAACAAGUACUAUAAGUAUUUUGCACCUCAUAUCCUCAGUGCAUACAGGUAUCAUGCUGUCAUUGAGGAAUAUCGCACAAAAGAAAAGUUCAGAUUUCCAAACAGCCAGUUAGUGUGUAGAAAUUACACCAAUGCAGACAUCAAAAUGAACUUCAACAAGAAAGUCAGUGGUUUCAGCAAUGCCAGAGGAAUCAACUACAAAUCUACAUUUGAUGCCAUACUGUGUAACUCAUAUGCAGACAGGGAGAACUUCUUUAACUGUGUCAUCAACUAUUAUCCAAAAGGCCUUCCCUUUAGUAUUCCUGUAGACUCCAGUGCCAAGCUGUCCCUUCAACUCCUCCAAGCUGAUCGCUCACCUGCCCAAGUCUCCUGUGAGGUGUCAGUCAUCAUCUAUGCCAGACACAAGGACAUUCGGUAUGUGUCACAGUGUAUUGAAAUAGAGCACACAUUUGGUGGAAUGCAGGAGCUGGCCAUAGAUCUGCUGGAUUUGGCUUUAUUAAACAAGGACUCUCCAUACCUAUUUGAUGAUGUCUUUGAAAUUCAUUUGUUUGUUAAGCGUCUGGGGUCCUCAUAAUUGCAGGAUUGCAUUUGCUGUAAAAUUGUAUCCAAAAAUUUAAGAUCUUAUUAUAGGGCUGUAUGAAAGUGUGUUUGGGACCAUUCGGAAAAGAGGGUCUGAGUAUCAACUGGACCAAGGGUCAAAUAUGCCAGACCCUAAGUGAAAGGAAGACCGCUUAAUCCUGUAAUGGUUUCUCUGACUCUCACACUCUUCCCCAUGCAUCUGGUCAAAUGGAGCUGAGAUUUAAUUACUGUGCUCCUGCAGGGACAAUUCUUUGGGAAGCGUGUGAGAGUCGGAGAGACCAUUACAGGAUUAAGCGGUCUUCCUUUCAUGUAGGGUCCGUCACAUUUGAUCCUUGGACCAGUUGAUACUUGGAUUUUCUAUUCUAAAUGGUCCCUUUGUGUUGCCAUAAAAUGAUUACUGUCUCACAAAGAUGUAGAUUAACUAAUGAAAUGCCCCCUUUUUGUUUUGUUUGUAGUUUUGCACACAUUCUAAAAUGUCUCAUCUCACUUGUUAUUUAUUAAUUUGUAAAAAUCAGUAAUGCUGUUUUUUAGUCUUAGAUCUGUUGCAGCAGGGAUGUAUUAGAAAACUAAUCAUUAUAUAAACAUAUAUUUGAAGGUGUUCUAGUCUUUAGGUAAUACUUAUGUAUGGGUGUGAUUGGCUGGAAGACUUAUUAUAUUGAUAAACUAGAUUUCAUUUUUUCAUUAAGUUGUAGACAGUGGAAGAUGGGUUUGUACAAUAUUGUGUUGUGUUAACUAAUAUCAUGUUUUGUUAUUUCUUCACUGAGAUUGGGGUGUGCAAUACAUUUAAUUGAUACCUUCAGAGCAAGCAUUUAGAAUCGUAAUUUUAACUCUGUUGAACAACCUUUUAAAUUGGUCUAAAGUUUAUCACAAGAAUUGACCAUUUCCAGUUUAUAAUAAGUGCAUUUUAUGUUAUUAGGUAAUACAAAUGUGUUUGUGUUGGUAGUGAGUUUAGAACAGCUGUGUUCAGUUUUAUCAUCAUUUUUUUUUUUUUUUUUGUAUUUAAGUUAAAUUCAGUUUUAUUUGCUCAAACGUUCAAAGUAUCAUGAAAGCAUUGUAUUUAUCAUAGAAUGACUUUGAAUUUAAAUCUUUCAGUUUUUAUUGCAUGUUUGCAAAGGAUGUUUCAUAACAGUAUAAGUUAUAAGAAGUUUUAAGUUAACGUACAUUUAAAAUCUUAGAAAAUGAAAGAUAACUACAUUAAUACAGUAUUUAUGUAUUUGUAAUGUAAUGAAAUAAAGGCAGAAAAUUUA